AUGAAUCGAAUUAUUAUUACAGAAAUUGGAGAUUCAAUUCGUAAAGAUCUCAAAGAAGAUUGUACUUCAAAUGACUUGAAUUUUUCUUCGAGCAAAAGAUACCUUCGCUUUAAAACCAAUGCUAGUGAGUCCACUGUUGAAUUAAAAAGAUAAAAUACAAUUAAUCCUCUCUUAUAUCCAUAAGAACUCGUGUCUAUUGCUUAAACUAAACUAUAUAACAUGGCCAAGUUAUCCCUGCAAGGUUAAACUGAACAGUUGAAGAAUUGCAUAUAGUAGGAUCUCAAUCUACCAAAAAAGAGUUCCUAUAUAAAUAGGAAUUUAGACAAAUUAGUACAUCAAAUUGUGGAUAAUCAAGAUUAAUUUACAAAGCGAAAAAGUUAGUUGUUGAAACAAUUAAUGUUAAUAAAACAAAGUGAUAGAAGUAAAUCCAAUUAUACCUUGGCGUUUAAAGACAAUGAGAAGGUGUAAACCAUUCUUCAAGUUCCCUCGAUUGUGAAUGCUGAAGGCAAAUUAGAACAAUUGUAGAGGAGAUUUCAAAGGCAAAAUCAAGCAGAUUUGAGGAUGAGAUAGAGACUGGCUAGUUGUUUGGAAUAAAGUUAAGAAAAAAACUCGAAUAGAUUUGAUAUCAAUUUCUCUGGAUUUAACAUAUCAAAAAAAGAAUUAGUAAUUAAAAGUAACUCUCGAAUGAGAAUAAGAAUCUAAUAAAAUUGUUGCAAUAAAUAAAUUAAUACUGAUUGA
Molecule: messenger RNA, 738 nt
Organism: Paramecium tetraurelia
Lineage: Eukaryota; Ciliophora; Oligohymenophorea; Peniculida; Parameciidae
Exons: 2
Source: RefSeq, a predicted model, not a curated record